Messenger RNA from Carcharodon carcharias (great white shark), 4525 nucleotides. It is a transcript of the gene sgms2a, whose product is annotated as sphingomyelin synthase 2a. Gene Ontology annotation, cellular component: Golgi membrane; endoplasmic reticulum membrane. The record is from RefSeq and is a predicted model, not a curated record. Gene Ontology annotation, molecular function: ceramide cholinephosphotransferase activity; sphingomyelin synthase activity. Bases 568 to 1620 code for a protein of 350 amino acids. Gene Ontology annotation, biological process: ceramide biosynthetic process; sphingomyelin biosynthetic process. NCBI's taxonomy places the organism in Eukaryota, Metazoa, Chordata, Chondrichthyes, Lamniformes, Lamnidae. The transcript has 7 exons.
GUUCAUGCGCAGACUAGGAGGAGGGUGGAGACAAACUGGGACUGGGAUGAGCCUGGAGUUGUGCUGUUCACCCCAGCCUAGCAGACUCUAAGAGGGUCUGAGAGAACAAGGACCUGAAUGUUACGAGCUGCGGCUCCCUCCCGAAUUCCUGAAUGACAGGGGACUUGGGGAGUCCUGGGACAAGUGAGUCACUGGCUGGCGAGCUGCUGCUGUGUUUAACGGUGAAGGCACUGUGUCCGAGGACAGAGAACAAGUUGGAUGAGAUUUUAAUGUGAGUGGAAUGAGGCAAACAUUGCACUGCUUUGGAUACCCCUGCUACAGUCUCUACUCUGGAAGCUGUCCUGCUUGUGAACAGUUGGUUACUUUUGGGAUCUCACUAAUUGCUGCACUUCAUGACAAUCACCUCCAAUCAAUGGACUGGCUUACUGUGAAUAAUCGUGCCUGUACUACAAUGUUUUGCUGAUCUUUCUCUUUUUAUUUAAAAAGAAAAGGACAAGAGCUUGUGACAAUUGUGAUAAUUUUGCAUGGUUUCUAUUUUUUUAUUUGACCAUCAAAGCUCAGACAUUAAUGGAAGUAAUUGAGAUAUUACAGUUUGAAGAACACGCAAACAAUCGGCAGAGCAUGCCUUCCAGUGGUCAUGCCAGGUCCACGUUACUCCCCGUCUGCAAUGAGGGCACCAAGUCUAGUAGUUUACCAAAUGGCAUCAGGAAAAGUCCAAAGGAGUAUAUUCAAAUCUCCUUAUCAGAUGCAAACUGUAAACUUCCAAUGGAGUGGUGGAAGACUGGUGUCGCCUUUGUUUAUGCACUGUUCAAUUUGAUUAUGACGAGUGUCAUGAUCACUGUUGUGCACGAAAGAGUCCCUCCCAAAGAGAAGAAUCCUCCACUACCUGAUACAUUCUUUGACUAUGUGGACCGUGUUGAGUGGGCUUUCAAGAUUUCGGAAGUCAAUGGUUUGAUUCUUGCUGGCCUCUGGACGAUCCAAUGGUUGCUUCAUCGAUACCGAUCUAUUGUGGGACGUAGGUUUUUCUUCAUAAUGGGAACUCUGUACCUGUACAGGUGUAUCACCAUGUAUGUCACCACUUUACCUGUGCCUGGCAUGCACUUCCAGUGUGCACCAAAGCUGUACGGGGACUCCCAGGCUAAACUUCAUAGAAUCUUAAAGCUAAUAUCUGGCGGAGGGCUUUCAAUUACUGGCUCGCAUAUCAUGUGUGGGGACUUUCUGUAUAGUGGUCACACUGUCAUGCUGACGAUCACCUACUUGUUUAUCAAAGAGUAUUCACCACGCCGGUUCUGGUGGUAUUCUUGUCUCUGCUGGCUUCUCAGCACAGCUGGGAUUGUGUGUAUCCUGAUAGCCCAUGAGCAUUACAGUGUGGAUGUUUUAGUGGCCUAUUACAUUACAACGAGGCUCUUCUGGUGGUACCAUACAAUGGCCAAUAUCCCGACCUUGAAAAUCCCCUCACAGACCAAUCAGUUUGCGCAGGCCUGGUGGUUCCAGGUUUUCCUCUUCCUUGAGAAGAACGUGCAUACUUCAGUUCCCUGCUGCUACAUGUGGCCAUUCUCCUGGCUUCCAAGCUGCCUGAAGUCAUCAUGUUGGAGAUACUCUAGGGUUCAAAAGUUGUGAAAAGAUGGCACAAGCCCAAGUGGGCCUCCAUGCUUUUCUGUGCAGCAGCCCAACAAAAGAAAAAUAAUUAUCUUUAUGGUUUACAGUCACUUCCAUCUAAUAAACAAAUCAAGCACUUUUCCAGAUGACAGCUUGAAUGUAAGCCCGAGAAAUCUAGGACAGUGGGGAACCAAUGCUUUGCAGGCCCACUUGGUUAUUUUUAAUCACUUCAGCCUAAAUUUCAAAUGCAUUAUGGCGACAGUGCAAUUACGUGAAUCAUUCCUGAAGAGUUGGCUCAAUCUGUAAACCAUAAAUGAGGAUCUUAGAUUAAUUAUCACUUGUGAUCUAGGUAACAAGGAUAUACAGACGGAGAGUCUGUGAGCACAGUUCCACCAUGUUUGAAUAUUUCACUUGAAGGAAGAGUUGGAAGGCCCAAAUAGGAAAACUAACUAUCCUGCUGAGUAUCUUCUAACUAAUCUAUGCAACACAAUAUUUUGCACAUUAUUUCAGAUAUAACUACAACUGUGAACUUUGAAUUUCUAAAACCAGCAUCCCUAAGUCCUGUCUCGAGAAACUGGGAUUCUGGGGUGAAAAUGUAGCACAUGCCAAAAGAAACUGACCAAAAGGUGGUCAAGAGGUCUUACUCUGGGCACACCAUUCUAUGUUUGUUUUGGUCCUAAAAUCAUUAUCUAGAACUGAGCUCCUUGUAACAGGGGAAAAAAAGUCCUGAAGCCCUCCUGCCCACUCCCCCUUCCCUAGCCCCUAAAUGUUCAGUGUGUAAGUGCAUACAAGAUGUGGUGCUGAGGUCUCCACCUCAGACUAUACCUGAGUUAGAUAAUCGCAACAGGGACAGCAGUUGGGAGAUAUCACAGUUGGCAUCAAUGUGACCGAGUUAGGAAGAGGCCAGCAUUCCCACUCAUGAUUGCUAUGCAUUGACUCCUGAUAUAAGUGUGCACAGGUGAAGAUCGAGUGAAACCAGCACCAGGCAGGAUUGCAAUGCCCUUUGAGAUCUGUUAGCUUUCCAGCACUUGGCAGCUGGACAUGCAAAAGGAAUGUGGGCACACAGGUGAAAAGUUGCCACCUGGAUGAGUUGCUGUAGGACUGCUCAUUGAAUGAUACCUCAGUAAAGGACCAGAGCCCUCAGGAGAAAAGCAAAUGAAAGGGGCAAGGGAGGGAGGAUUCCUAAUACGAUAUGGGAUUGUUUAAUGUUGACUAAUUUGAAUCUGAUUUUUUGCAAUGAUUUAAAGCUGUGUUUUCUUACAAAUCAAUGAUCUGAUGAUGGCAAGGUUCAACAAUAUUCAACCCAAUAGGUAAAUCCUGACAAUGGAUUUGAGUUGAGUUUAGUUGUGGAAUUUAUUAAUGUCUUUAAAGACUCCAGUCAACUUAACAGACUUAGAUGUUUAUAUCUCACAUACUUUUUGUUUUCCUGUCACCAGUCAUAAAAGUUUUAUUUUAUUUGCUAAAAUUUAAAUAGAAUUUGUUUUUAUCCAAAACUCUGCCCAGAGUAAAGUGUAUGUAUGUACUAUUGUACAUGUCACUUUCAAUAACAGAAAAUAUAAAUAUGUAUAUAUGACCCAUUCUAAAUAUUAGUAUUGCAUAUACAUUGAAUCAAAAUAGCACUUUUUUAUGACGCAGCUCCCUAUCAAAAUGUUAGCAGGUAAGGUCAUUCCUUAAGAAACAAUUCUUAUUUGUGCUAAAUCUCUCAGUCAUGAUUACAUAGCAGAUUUUUGAACGUUAUAAAACACAAGGUUUCCUGUUGAUGCCAUGGACAGGAGCAGCAUCACAUCUUUUGCAAGAAGAAUUGCUGAAUGGGGUUGCAGGUUCCUGGUACUGGAGAAGGAGUGGCUGCAGUUUCGCAGGAAUGCAUUUGGGUCCCUGCCCAAUCUCUCACUUACUGUGUACAGCUGCGUGCCUGUUUGCACUAAGAGAGAAAAGUAAAGCUUUUCAUCUGAAACUGAAGCUAGUAUAACACAAGUGACACCACUUUAUGUCUCUCUUUGUCUCUCCUUUCCCUUUGGAGACCACGCACACACCAGUACCACGUUGGGAUAAUCUGGCUCAGGAGUUGUUUAUGUAACAUUUGAUAAUGACCAUUCCAAUCCUCCCUGCUCCACUUCCUUCUGGUAACCUGCUGCAUGGAAAUCUCAUAUUCAAAUCUUGGCAUCUGUGGAAGUAUGUUCCAUUCAAUUGACCCAGAGUUGCUCAAUGUUGAAAAGGGAGAUAUCUGUACACUCUUUUGUCUGGUAUGUCUCAGUCAAACUUUAUUUAGUUGAACUUCUGGUCAGCAGUAGCCUGGAACUGGUAUUUUGUACAGAAAGUCCCUUAGUGUGCCAUAUGACUGCCCUGACAUCAGGGAAGGGAAGAGUCAAUUAACUUUCUAUGUUGCAUACUUUGAUAUCAAAAAAGUUCCCAGGUUACCAAUAGCCAGCACCUCUACAGCACAACCCACCCCCCACCCCCAACUUGCUCCCCACCACUGCUUUAAACUGUAGAGACUCAACAGUGCAGAUAUCUCCCUUUGGAACAAUUAAGAUUAUAGAGCAAUUGAGUAGAAUAUAUUUCCCAUUUUGAGGAAUGCAGACAAUUUUGGAGACCUUUAAGACUUGAUUUCUGUCCCCUGAAGGUUGCACCUUGCCAUCCCUUUACCUAAAUACCAUUCUGAAAUUCUGAAUUUUCAAAUCAAAAUGAUAAAAGUUGGAGAAAAUCACAAGGGUUUAUUGGGGAUACAAUCAUUUAUAUUUUUACUAUUCAGAAAUGCCGAUUUCCUAUUUUAAUCAAUGCCUUUUAAUAAUCUCAUGCCUUAUAUUUUAUCCUUAAUCUGUUAUAUGCACUGAAGGUGUAUUUCUAUGAGCACAGUUUGUCAUACAACAUGCUGUAAUUAUUGUGUACAAUCGAAGUAAAAUAUCUGAUUGUUUGAAAAAAUGAA